AUGAACAGGCAAUUUUCUUGGGCCCUUCUUUGUGCUCUAUGUGUAUUGGUGGUUAUAUUACUCGCUGUCCAAUCUAUUCUCAGCGUGGGAAAGUAUAUGCGAUUACUCGGUUGCAUGGCAAAUGAUACACAGCGGCACUACCUACCUCCGAUCCUAGCUUGGGCGGGAUUAAAGAAGCACCUAAUAUACGCUCCAUUAUUCCGAAAUAGACACAUACAGGAGCUUCAGCUCUCAGCAUUCCCAAGUAUGUGUUGCAUACCGACGCGGCCGCAGUUCUGCAUUAUUACCAUAAUAGCAUUGAUGAACGGGUGCUUCUGCUUGACCCGAAUACCGUGGAAAUCUCCUACAGAAGACCUCUACCCUGUUAUUAGAAAUCGCCUAGGAACCAUUGCCGUGGUCAACCUCAUCCCAUUGAUUCUCCUGCCCGGGCGACACAACCAUCUAAGCAGAUUGCUCAGCAUCAAGUUUGAUAAUCUCAAUCUUAUCCAUCGUUGGAUUGGCCGUAUUAUCAUGCUGGAGGCCGUCACUCACGCUGCUAUGUGGAUUGCUGGCGACUCGGAAAGAUUCGGUUGGAGUGCUGUAUUGACAUCCGUUGAUCAUAGCGAGUUCAUUUACACUGGACUCAUUGCAUGCCUCGCGUUCAUGGUUCUUUCAUUGCAUUCACUGUCAAUGAUUCGCCACGCCUUUUAUGAGACCUUUCUCCACGUUCAUGUCCUCCUUGUCUGCCUCGCCAUUGCCGGUCUUUGGUAUCACCUGAAGGAGCUUUAUGCAAGACGGUAUCUGCUUGCCGCUAUGGGAGUCUGGACAACACAGUUAGGAAAGCGGUUGAUUCGUUAUUCUGUGUUGUUCUGGAGAAAUUGCGGGCGUGCUAUCACACGCACUACCGUAAGAAUGCUUCCAGGUGAGGCACUGAUGGUGACUAUUAGCGUGGCACGACCUUGGACUAUACUUCCUGGACAGAAUAUUUUCUUCUACAUACCCUCCGUAGGUCUGUGGACCUCUCAUCCCUUUACCGUAGCAUGGCAUGAGCUAGAGGAAGUACCAGAUGAAACGAAGGGGCUCCCGGUGUCAUGGUCUGAUCUCUGCACAACCCGUCAGAAGACCAGAAUCUACCUCAUCAUAAGACGAAGAACAGGAUUUACAAACCAACUAUACAAAAGAAUUGAAACCAGUCAGAGCAAGUGUGAAUCUUUUACAGCCCUAGUUGAAGGUCCAUAUGGACGGCCGUGUCAUUUGAAAUCAUACGGCACAGUCAUCCUCUUCGCCGGAGGAGUUGGUAUCACGUAUCAACUGCUGCAUGUGCGCCAUCUGAUCAAAGAUGCUACUGAUAACUUCAUUGCUUGUCACCAAAUCUCCUUAGUCUGGAUCAUUCGAAGGUUGGAUUAUAUCGAGUGGGUCCAGCCAUGGUUGAGAUCUCUCUUCGACCUCCCCGGAGCAAGGGGGAUCCUUCGCGUUCGAAUUUUUGUCACGAAGCUUUUCUUUCCUGAAGGGAUAGAGCUACUCAUGGGACGACCGGAUAUUCAGUGGGAGAAUAAAGUAGUAGCAGUAUGA
Messenger RNA from Talaromyces proteolyticus, 1551 nucleotides. RefSeq lists its product as uncharacterized. Gene Ontology annotation, molecular function: ferric-chelate reductase activity. Lineage: Eukaryota; Fungi; Ascomycota; Eurotiomycetes; Eurotiales; Trichocomaceae. Gene Ontology annotation, biological process: iron ion transport; intracellular iron ion homeostasis; copper ion import. The record is from RefSeq and is a predicted model, not a curated record. The transcript is spliced from 5 exons. The coding region runs from base 1 to 1551 and encodes 516 amino acids. Gene Ontology annotation, cellular component: plasma membrane.